AUGCCGCGCUCGCCGGCCUCCAGCGAGGAGGAGGAGGGCGGCCGCGGCUCCGAGUACCCCGAGCCCGACUCCGACUCCGGCAGCUCCCGCGAGGGACCCCCCGGGCCCGGCCGCGCCCCCCGGCCGCCCCCCGAGGAGGCGCAGUUCAGCAUGAUGGUGUUCCGCAUCGGCAUCCCCGACCUGCACCAGACGUUCCGGUACAAGACCCGGGUGUACAAACAAACCAACCUGGACGAGAAACAACUCGCCAAGCUCCACACCAAGACGGGGCUGCGGAAGUUCCUGGACUACGUCCAGCACGGCUCGGCCGAGAAGGUGGCGCGGCUGCUGGAGCGGGGGCUGGACCCCAACUACCACGACUCCGACUCGGGGGAGACGCCGCUGACGCUGGCGGCGCAGCGCGAGGGCCCGGCCGAGGUGGAGAUCAUCCGGCUGCUCUGCCUGGGCGGGGCCCACCUGGACUUCCGCGCCCGCGACGGAGCCACAGCGCUGCACCGGGCGGUGUGCACGCGGCGCUACCCCGCCCUGCUGGCACUGCUGGACCUGGGGGGGUCCCCGAACUACAAGGACCGGCGGGGCCUGACCCCCCUGUACCACACGGCCAUGGUGGGCGGGGACCCGCGGUGCUGCGAGCUGCUGCUCUACAACCGCGCGCACAUCGGCACGGCCGACGAGAACGGCUGGCAGGAGAUCCACCAGGAGAGCUGCGCCCGGAUCCUCCUGUACCGAGGGGCCAACAAGGAGGUGAAGAACAACAGCGGGCAGACGCCGUUCCAGACCCCGAUUCGAGCGUCGGGAGCCGCAGCUCGGGGCUCCCGGGGCCGUGCCGGGGGUCUCAGCCCCGUCCCCCCGGUGCCCCCCAGCUCCAGCGGCCUGAGCCGGGAGCCGGGCGCGGGGGGCACCCCCGGGGGCACCCUGGGCUCGCGGGGCGUGAAGAGGAAACUCUACUCGGCCGUGCCCGGCCGCACCUUCCUGGCCGUGAGACCCUACCAGGCGCAGGGCGAGGGCGAGCUCAGCCUCAGCAAGGGCGAGCGCAUCAAAAAAAAAUCCGGGGGGCACAGAAAAAAAAAAUAGCCCCGAAAUAGCCCCAGAAUAGCCCCCAAAAAAACCCCAGAAUAGCCCCAAAAAAACCCCAGAAUAUCGCGCAGCGAGAAGGCGAAGCGGCUCUUCCGCCACUACACCGUGGGCUCCUACGACAGCUUCGACGCGCCCAGUUUUGGGGUUGAUUUGGGGUCCGAUUACAUCAUCAAGGAGAAGACGGUGCUGCUGCAGAAGAAGGACAGCGAGGGCUUCGGCUUCGUGCUGCGCGGGGCCAAGGCGCAGACCCCCAUCGAGGAGUUCACGCCCACCCCGGCCUUCCCGGCCCUGCAGUACCUGGAGUCGGUGGACGAGGGCGGCGUGGCCUGGCGGGCGGGGCUGCGCAUGGGCGACUUCCUCACGGCCCCGCCCCCCCCGCGGCGCCUCCCGGCCCCCCCGAUCUCGCUGCGCUCCAAGUCCAUGACCUCGGAGCUCGAGGAGAUGGACAAGCUGGACGAGAUCCUGGCGGCCGCCCAGCAGAGCAUCAGCGCCGGGGAGGGGCCGGGGGCACCCCUGGGACCCCCCCUGGGCAAGGGGGGGCGCCCCAAAGGCUUCUUCGGCCCCGAGGGUCCCUUCGAGCGCCCCCUGCUGGCCCCGGGGCCGCCGCACGGGCUGGUGCUGCGCCAGAAAUCCAUCGGUGCGUGCCCCAAAAUCCGGGAAAAACACCCCAAAAACUCCUGGCUGACCGACUCCUCCGCCCCUGCCCCGCCCUCCCCCGCCAAGCCCCUCCCCCCGGGCCCCGCGCUGUUCCCCCAUUGGCCGAAGCCGGCGGUGGGCGUGGCCGCGGAGCUGGAGCCGCGCCCGCCGCUGCGCCGCGCGCCCAGCCCGGCGCCGCCGCCGUCGGAGCGGCGCGGCAGCCCCGCGCCCCGGCCCGCCUCGCUGCCCGCGCUGCCGGCCGCGCCGCUCUACGCCGGCGCCUACCUGGAGCUGCGCGGCGCCUUCCCCGAGCCGCCCGCCGCCCGCUCGCUGUCCCCGCCCCGCGCCGCCGCCCCCGGGAAACCCUUCGGCGCCAAGCCGCUGGCGUUCUGGAGCAAGUUCGACGUGGCGGACUGGCUGGAGUCGCUGAACCUGGGCGAGCACCGGGCGCGCUUCCUGCACAACGAGAUCGACGGCACGCACCUGCCCGCGCUGACCAAGGAGGAUUACAUCGACCUGGGCGUGACGCGCGUGGGGCACCGCAUGAACAUCGACCGCGCCCUGCGCCUCUUCCUCGAGAGGUGA
This is a messenger RNA of Lonchura striata (white-rumped munia), 2298 nucleotides long. The record is from RefSeq and is a predicted model, not a curated record. NCBI's taxonomy places the organism in Eukaryota, Metazoa, Chordata, Aves, Passeriformes, Estrildidae.